Molecule: messenger RNA, 4124 nt
Organism: Danio rerio (zebrafish)
Lineage: Eukaryota; Metazoa; Chordata; Actinopteri; Cypriniformes; Danionidae
Source: RefSeq, a predicted model, not a curated record
GGCUUGGCAGUCGCCAAAGCUGGCAGAGAGCUGAGAAACUUUGUGUUGAGUGGGCCAGACUGAAAGAUACGGGCGUCGAAACACAACAACUAGUCGAGACUAGCAGAUGCUGGUCCAGAAGGUUACUAACAGGAUGAGGACAGUCCACCACGUGGGCCCACAGGGAUUAGGAGUCAGUGAGAGGUAAACAGAUUAGUCCAGAAAAAGAGCCAGCGUUUUUAACCUCAUCACUCCCCUCACACCCAGCAGAGCAUCUCCGCACACUUGAGACCAAAUCUGUACCCGCCAUCUGUCAGGAAUACCACCCAAACCUACAGUAGUGCCCACACACGGCCCCGUCCAUGGAAGCCCGGACACAUAAUCGAUGGAAAUUAACUCUUUCUCCCUCGGACGUCAGAUAAGUCAAUACGGAAUGUCUUUUCUUUUCCAAAUGAGCAACGUUACAUUCAAAAGGACAUAAUCUACUGCAACAUGCCAUUGAAAACAGGAUUAUUCCUCAUUCUGUUCUUGUUUACCCUCCAAGCCACUGGAAUCAAAGAACCCACUGCUGACGACUUGGUUUUCAAGAUCAGAAAUGUGAAGUACAGGCACUUUCUGGAGACUCCGCAACAAAACAGACAGUUGACAGAUGGCAGAGAUUCACUUUCUCUAGACCGCCAUCGUGCAAAGAGAUCAGCGCUGUUUGGGACGGGGGUGAAGGUCUGUCCUCAGGAGAGCAUGGCGGAGGUCAUCACCAGCCAUAAAGCCUACUAUAAACUCAGAGUUUGUCAAGAAGCUGUGUGGGAGGCCUUCCGGAUCUUUCUCGACAGAGUUCCUGACACCAUGGAGUACCAGCAGUGGGUGUACGCCUGUCAGAGAGACUCGCUUUGCAUAGAGGAUUUGGCCCGAAAUUUCAGUAGCACGCAAGAGCAUCUUGACAUCGUAGCCAGUAGAGUGAACCAACUGGAUGAACAGGAUAGGGCUCUCACACCUGCACCAGGCGAGAAAUGUUCAAAGAGUCCUGCUGAGCUUUUCAUCAUGGAAUCUGACAGCGAAACUGGGGCACCAGAUGUUGUCCCUCAGAGGCCGGUGGAGCACAUUGUGCGGUUCAGUGUGACUGUGGUAGACCCGGUCUACAGCGCACUACUGAGGGAUCCGGCCAGCCCUCAAUAUGAAGACCUCACUCGCAAUCUUCAUGAUCAGAUGCUGCAUGCAUUCGACAAACUUCCUGGGUUUAAAGAGAUUCAAGUGCUGGGAUUUCGAGCUGGGGGUGUUGAAGCGAGCUAUGCUGUAGUGUUUGAGACUGAUGGGACACAGGCCAUAGGUGACACAGACUCCACUGAUGAAUAUGGCAUACAGGGGGUCCUAAAGGGCAUGGUGGUGAAGGUGCUAAAUGAGGACACAUCACUUCCUGUGGACGUGCGUUCCCUUACUUUUGAACCAGAUUCUUCAACAGCAGACGGGCAGGAAAACUUGAACUCCGGUACUCAAAUCAGUGAGAAGUCAAGAGUUUUACCUGGGGAAAUGAGUACACCGUCUACAAAAGCUGACUCAGAUGAUUCUAUAGUGCCUUCUGGGAGUCUAGGCAUCCCAUUUAAAGAUGUAGACCCUGAUAGGACUUGGGAUUUGGGUGUGGGGACAGAAAGGAGUUUUAUACAGAAAGUACCCGAUAUAUUGUCCCAUGCUACUGCACUACCAGCAGGAGCAGAGCUUAUCAGCAGCCCCAGUCUUGAGGGUUCAAAGGCAGCAAGUCUAAUCACUGAAGACACUUUAGCGACCAAAGGUUCACAGGGAAGCACUACAGUGGAUUACCUAUCAAAGAUGCCUGAAGACCAAGAGGGUGCAGGAAAUGAAAUUGUCUCCACAGCUGCACCACUGGACUUAAGAUCUUUUGAAGCAGAAAAGGCAUCCACUUUAGCUCAAUCUGAAAUGGAUUUUGAUUCGACACCAGAGACUACUCCUGCAGAGGCAACAUCAUCAAUCUCGACUUUGAUAACCCCUACGGAACAAGCUAAAGGGGCUAUAUUUCAAGUAGAUGAUACAAUUGGCCCAUCUGAAUCUUUAGAGACCUCUAACGUAGGUAUUCCCUCAUACCCUACCAGUCCAGUUGAUAGCCCUGCGAUCCCAACUUCAAUUGACCCUAGUGACCACUUAGAGCCGCCAUCUGUCAGUGUCACCGUAGACACACUCCAUCUAAAGGUGACUCCUGCUGGACCUACCACUCCGGAACCAAUUCUCCCAGCAACAAUUCUAUCCCAGCUAACACCCACCGAAGACCUCAUUUCACACCCGACCCCAAACAAUUUCCUGGAUGAACAGGAACAGGUACUCCGGACAGCUUCAUCUCCCCCUCAUGAAGGUGGUGCAGAUGAUGAAGGAGAAACAAAACAAGAUGUAGAACAAUCUGAUGAGGAGGACGAGACUCUAGACUUGGGGAGUGGUUUUCCCUCGGAGAUUGACGAGAAUCCCCAAUCCUCGGCGCGCCCUCUAGGUUACGUUACCACUCCUUCGAUAAUGGCUUCUAACCAGGCCAAAGAGUUAGUGGUGUUUUUUAGUUUGCGUGUGACUAAUAUGAUGUUUUCAGAGGACCUUUUCAACAAGAGUUCCCCCGAGUACAAAUCACUGGAGAACACGUUUCUCGAACUGAGACAAUUCUCCGAACCAAGUGACUCAACAAACCCAGAGGCCUCUAGUCAAGUACCUGACAGAGAACAGAAGACAUUAGCCUCAAUACCGCUUCUGCCGUAUCUCCAGUCCAACCUGACCGGAUUUAAAGAGUUGGAGAUUCUGAACUUUAAGAAUGGCAGUGUGGUUGUAAACAGCAAGAUGACAUUAAACAAACCGGUUCCAUACAACGUUACUGAGACGGUGCAGUGUGUGCUUGAGGAUUUCUGCAAUGCGGCGUCUAAAAGACUGAACAUGGAAAUUGACUCCCAAUCAGUGGAUGUGGAGGCAGCUGACCAUGCGGACCCUUGUAAGUUUAUGGCGUGUAAUGAGUUCUCCCGCUGCGUGGUGAACACACUCACAGAAGAGGGCGAGUGUCUGUGCGACCCAGGCUACAGCACGGUGGACGGCGAUCCCUGCACGAGCAUCUGUGACCUGGAGCCGGAAUACUGUCUGAAUGGAGGACUGUGUGAAAUUAUACCAGGACACGGAGCGACCUGCAGAUGUCCUGUAGGUAAAUUCUGGCACUAUCACGGAGAACGCUGCAGUGAAUUGGUGUCUGUUCCAGUCGAUCCUGUCCUGUUCGUAACCUGCCUGGUGGGAAGCCUCUCAGUAGUUUGUGCUGUGAUAGGCAUCUUGAUUUUCAUUAACAAGAAAUGUAUACGGACCAGAAAGAGCAUGAGACUUGUACGUCCACAAUCUGCAUUCCCCUUUGGUAAUACUAUGAGAGUAAAUCCAGUUUUUGAGAAUGACGAUGGGGUCUUAACACAUGUGUCGAGCAUCCUCUGUCCCAUGAGCUCUGACUCAGCCUCCUUACAACAAUCAGGCCAAGGCACAUUUCGCUCAAUUGAAAGUUUACAACUCAGUAUUGAGAUCCCCAGACAACUCUACACCAGAAGAUCAGAAAAGUUAAUGUCAGAAAUGGUUGACUUCCAUCAGUAUAUACCACAUAAUGAGAUGCGCCGGACAUCCAGCAGGAGUUCUUGCUGUUUUUUGAGGAGUCCUGAUAGUGAAGGCUUCGAAGUGACUGUUUUAUGAUGUCCAGACACUUUUAUUUUUCAGCUAAGCUUGUCACCAAAGCUCUUCAGUGCAUCUCAAGCAACUCAACUCCGCUGUUUUCUUGUAGACAUCUGGUGAGUUUAUGAUGCAACUCAAGGAUCUGCCAUACUCUCGGACAACUGAAGGAAUACCUCCAGGAAUGAGGACUUGUGUUUAGAUCAGAUCUGAACUUAUUUUUAAUUGUACCUGCAAAACAAAAAAAUUCAAUUUUAUAUGAGAUAUGCAAUGUUUUUGCUGCUUUGAACCCUGGUCAAAGGUUUGUUUCCUUCCUCACAAUGAGGUAUUUAUUUACAAGUAGAUACACUGGGCUGUAUCUCUAUUCUAGUUUGUCCUGAGCAUCCCGGACUAAGAAACUGAAUGUAAAGUGUUUCUUUAAACAGUUAGUUCGACCAGAAAUUAAAUUUCUGUUCUGAAUUACUCAA